AUGACAACAUGCAAAUACAAAUACCACAUGACAAGGAAGAAAAGCAGAGCAAUAAGCAAAACUGCAACAAAAAAGCUUAUGAUUGAAAGUGAUGAGCCACUUGAGGAUGAUAAUAAUAUCCAUGGAAUGGGAAAUCAGGAUGAAGAUAAUACAAUAAGUGCAUUGUGUGGUAAUCUCUGUAAUGAUGAAGUUGUUGCAAAGUGUCAACCAUAUUUAAAAAAUCCAACUGCAAUAAAUGAUCCAGAACUGGGAAAUGAACAAAAUGAAAGUGUAGUUGGUUCAAGACAGAGUUCAGGUUUUGUUACUACAACAAUGGAGCAUAAUGGCACAGAAUCAAUAUACAAGGAAGAAGGAAUUGUUGAGAAACAUAUAGAUGACACAACAGAACCUCAAGGUGAGAAACAUAUACCUUGUUUAUGGUCACCAAGUGAUUUAAGUAAAACUUGA
This is a messenger RNA of Miscanthus lutarioriparius, 447 nucleotides long. The record is from the annotation of a GenBank genome assembly. NCBI's taxonomy places the organism in Eukaryota, Viridiplantae, Streptophyta, Magnoliopsida, Poales, Poaceae.